CCUGCAGGAAGUCAUGGCGGACACCCGCGGGAAACUUCUUCGGUAAUGGCGGACACCCGCGGGAAAACUUCUUUAAAACUCCGAAUUUCUUGCUCGGCGCUACUUUGAAGUUGGCGCCAACUUCUUGACUUUUGGACAGUCUUCGUCAUUUUGGACAGUCUUCAUCAUUUUGGACAGUCUUCAUCAUUUAGGACAGUCUUCAUCAUGGAUCUUCUUGUCUAGCGGCUCCUUCUCCAAAACCACACCAGCCCGGACCGGACCUCCACCCCUUCCCUCCCGCCCACCACGCCGAACUUCCUUGCUCCAUGGCCGGCUGUGUGCGGGACGGCAGCUCGCUGUGGUUGCCGUGGAGACGGAGCCUCCUGCUGGCCGCGUGCGCGUGCGCGUGCGUGCUCGCGACGCUCGGAGCCGAGGAGGACUCCUUCAAGGCGGAGACGUGGCUGAGGAUGUACGGCUACCUGCCGCAGGCCAGCAGGCAGAAGAUGUCCACCAUGCGCUCCACGCAGAUCUUGUCGGACGCCGUCAGCGACAUGCAGCGCUUCUACGGGCUGGAGGUGACGGGCCGCAUGGACCCUCACACCAUCAGCGCCAUGAAGAGACCCCGCUGCGGCGUGCCCGACAAGUUUGGGGGCCAGAUCAAAACCAACGUGCGGCGGAAGCGCUACGCCCUGACCGGACACAAGUGGAACAAGAGCCGCCUCACGUUCAGCAUCCAGAACUACACGCCCAAGAUCGGCGAGUACAACUCCUUCGCCGCCAUCCGGCAGGCCUUCAAGGUCUGGGAGGGCGUCACCCCCUUGACCUUCGACGAGAUCCCCUACCAGGAGAUCAAAUAUGGACGCCGCAAGGAGCCCGACAUCAUGCUCUUCUUCGCCUCCGGUUUCCAUGGAGACAGCUCCCCCUUCGACGGGGAGGGGGGCUUCCUGGCCCACGCCUACUUCCCCGGACCCGGGAUGGGCGGGGACACCCACUUUGACUCCGACGAGCCCUGGACCAUCGGAAACCAAAACGUACAAGGCAACGACCUUUUCCUGGUUGCCAUCCACGAGCUGGGCCACGCCUUAGGUCUGGAACAUUCCCACAACCCUCUGGCCAUCAUGGCGCCCUUCUACCAGUGGAUGGAGACUCAGGACUUCCAGUUACCUGACGACGACCGCAGAGGCAUUCAGCAGAUCUAUGGUACACCUGACAGCAGGCCCACACAGGCCCUGCCCACUGUGACCCCGCGUCACCCAGAGCCCAGACCACCUCCCAGUCCUCCUCGUCAGCCGGAGCGACCAAGGACCACAGACAGACCAGACCACUACGGACCUGACAUCUGUGAAGGAAACUUUGACACGGUGGCCAUGCUGCGGGGAGAGAUGUUUGUCUUCAAGGGCCGCUGGUUCUGGAGGGUGCGCAGGAACCGGGUCCUGGACAACUACCCAAUGCCCAUCGGUCACUUCUGGAGAGGACUGCCCGGAGACAUCGACGCCGCCUACGAGAGACACGACGGAAGGUUCGUCUUCUUCAAAGCUCACAGGUUCUGGCUCUUCCGGGAAGCCAACCUGGAACCAGGUUACCCUCUGGAACUAAUCGAUUACGGACGCGACAUUCCUUACGACCGCAUAGACGCCGCCAUCUGGUGGGAACCCUCGGGAUACACCUACUUAUUCCAAGGAGACAGGUACUGGCGCUUCGACGAGCAGUCGCGCUCGGCCGACAGAGGCUACCCCAAAGCCAUCAGCGUGUGGGGCUCGGCUGUGCCCGCCGCCCCCAAGGGCGCCUUCCUCAGCGACGAUGGCGCCUACACCUUCUUCUACAAGGGUUCCAAGUACUGGAAGUUUGACAACCACCGCAUGAAGAGUGAGCCGGGCUACCCCAAGUCCAUCCUGCGGGACUUCAUGGGCUGCAGCGUGGACCUGGACCCAGACACCGACACCGACUCCGACACCGCCGACAAGAACCCCGACGUCAACCGGCCGCCCUUCAACCCGGACGCCGGGCGCGACGACGACAAAGACGGGACGGACGGCGGCGUGGACUCGGAUGGCGACAAAGACCAGGAUGAGUCGGAGACUGUAGAGGAGGACACUAACGAGGUGGACGUGGUGCUGAAGGUGGACGACAGCCAGGAGAGGACCAUGAACAUCCUGAUGGUGUCCAUCCCGCUGGUCCUGGUGCUGUGCAUCCUGGGCCUGGUCUACGCCAUCAUCAACACGCUGCAGAGCAAGGGGGCGCCCCGGCUGCUGGUGCACUGCAAGCGCUCGCUGCAGGACUGGGUCUAGGACUGGGUCCAGGACUGGGUCUAGGACUGGAUCCAGGAUUGGGACUAGGACUGUGUCCAAGACUGGGUCUAGGACUGGGUCCAGGACUGGGUCUAUGACUGGAUCCAGGAUUGGGGCUAGGACUGGGUCCAAGACUGGACCUAGGAUUGGGAUUAAGACUGGGUAUAAGACUGGGCCUAAGACUGGGUCCAAGUUUGGGCCUAGGACUGGGUCUAAGACUGGGUGUAGGACUAGGUCCAAGACUGGCCAAGACUGGGUCUAGGACUGGGUCCAGGACUGGGUCUAGGACUGGGUCCAGGACUGGGUUUAGGACUGGGCCUAGGACUGGAUCCAGUAUUGGGUCUAGGACUGGGUCUAAGACUGGGUCUAGGCCUGGGUCCAGGACUGGGCCUAGGACUGUGUCCAAGACUGGGUCUAAGACUGGGUCUAGGACUGGGUCUAGGACUGGAUCCAGUUUUGGGGCUAGGACUGGGUCCAAGACUGGACCUAGUAUUGGGAUUAAGACUGGGUAUAAGACUGGGCCUAAGACUGGGUCCAGGUUUGGGCAUAGGACUGGGUCUAAGACUGGGUGUAGGACUAGGUCCAAGACUGACCAAGACUGGGUCUAAGACUGGGUCCAGGACUGGGUCUAGGACUGGGUCCAGGACUGGGUUUAGGACUAGGCCUAGGACUGGAUCCAGUAUUGGGUCUAGGACCGGGUCUAAGACUGGGUCUAGGACUGGGUCAAGGACUGUGUCCAGGACUGAGUCUAGGACUGGGACCAGGACUGAGUCUAGGACUGGGUCUAGGACUGGGUCCAGGACUGCGACCAGGACUGGGUCUAGGACUGGGUCCAGGACUGCGACCAGGACUGGGUUCUAGGACUUGAUCCAGGAUUGGGUCUAGGACUGGGUCCAGGACUGGGUCUAGGACUGUAUCCAGAAUUGGGGCUAGGACUGGGUCCAAGACUGGGUCUAGGAUUGGGAUUAAGAAUGGGUUUAAGACUGGGCCUAAAACUGGGUCCAAGACUGAGCCUAGGACUGGGGCUAAGACUGGGUCCAAGACUGGGUCUUGGACUAGGUCUUAGACUGGGUCUUGGACUAGGUCUUGGACUGGGUCCAAAGCUGAGUCCAAGACUGGACCAAGGACUAGGUCCACGACUGGACCAAGGACUAGGCCUAAGACUGGGCCUUGGACUGGGUCUAGAACUAAAACUAAGACUGGGUCUAGAACUGAGUCUAAACCCCGUCUGGAAGACCCCCAAAGAUCCCCCCCCCCCCACUGGAGUUAUUUAAACCCACUUUGCACAUUCUCUUCUCCACUUUGUUGAUUCAUAAACAGGAAGUCGGUGCUCCUCCUUCCUGCUCAGCUGACGUCGUCAUGGAAACAGUCAUGUGACCGCCUCACCUUCUUGCGAGAACAACAAGUUGUUGCAAUAAAAGUUCAGCUGGUCUUCUUUCUUCAAAACUUCCAACCAUGGAUCUGAGGAGGACUUGACAAACAGGAAGUGCGACGUAGCGGUUCACGUAGUGGUUCAUGUAGCAGUUCAUGUAGUGGUUCAGGUCGGCUGGUCUAGAAGACUCAUGGGAACUCGGGUCAUGAAAAGCCAGCAGGCGCACUUUUGCUGACCCGCACUCACCCUAAACCACUUUGCAUCCGACAGGAAGUCCUCGCUCUUAUUUUGGCGGUCAGACGUCUUUGUGUUAAAGACAUUGUCUGUUCCAGGGUCAAACAUGUCCUCACUUGGUACAAAGAGUCCACAAGGUGUGCUAACAAAAACCAAAGAAAACUUGAAUGGUGUCAGUGUGAGGACCUCAGUGGUACUACAAGACUCUUCUUCUUUCACAUGUGACCCACAUGGUCCUGAUACUGGUCCUGGUGCUGGUCCUGGUGCUGGUCCAGCACAUGACUGCACAGGAAACCUGAGCUUUCUUUUUGUGUCGCCCCUCCCCCUUUGAAAAGGGGGAGGGGCGACACAAGAAGGAAGGAAGGAGGGAGGGAGGGAGGGAGAGCAGUCGUCAGGAAAGUGUCAUGUGACUGCCUUUCACCUCAAACAUCACCCAAUUUAAUCAGCACUAAAAGCCCCCCAUGACCUCAUGACCCCAUGACCCCAUGACCUCAUCUCCUCCUCCUGCACGUCAGACACGAGCAGUGGAUGUCAGCACAUCAUAUCAUCUUCAUCACAUUCAUGACAAUGUUGUUAUUAAUGAUUGUAAUUACAAUAAUGUCAUUAGUGUUAUUAAUGACAAUAGUGACAUUAAUAACAAUAAUAACAAUAUUGUUAUUAACAACAAUGACUUUAUUGUUAAUAGUAACAAUAAGGCCAUUAGUAAUAAAUGUGAUAUUGUUGACAUUAAUAACAACAAAAACAAAGCACUUCCUGUUGAAGGCAGCGAGGAUUACGGGUCAAAGGUCACGUGUGAGGGAGGUGUCCUCACUGCUGAACCAACAAAGAAGAGAAACCACCUCAACAUUGUUGCUUCUUCCUUUUGUUUUGUCCCACUACUUCCUUUUGUUUUGUCCCACUACUUCCUUUUGUUUUGUCCCACUACUUCCUCUUAUUUUGUCCCACUACUUCCUUUUGUUUUGUCCCACCACUUCCUUUUGUUUUGUUCCACUACUUCCUCUUGUUUUGUCCCACUACUUCCUUUUGUUUUGUCCCACUACUUCCUUGUGUUUUGUUCCACUACUUCCUCUUGUUUUGUCCCACUACUUUCUUUUGUUUUGUCCCACUACUUCCUUUUGUUUUGUCCCACUACUUCCUGGUGUCCCACUACUUCCUUUUGUUUUGUCCCACGACUUCCUCUUGUUCACUUCCUCUUGUUUUGUCCCACUACUUCCUUUUGUUUUGUCCCACUACUUCCUCUUGUUUACUUCCUCUUGUUUUGUUCCACUACUUCAUUUUGUUUUGUUCCACUACUUUAUUUUUUUUAGUUCCAUUUAGAGAUGUCCAAUAAUAUCGGCCGAUAAAUGCGUUAAAAUGUAAUAUCGGAACUUAUCGGUAUCGUUUUUUUUAUUAUUGGUAUCGUUUUUUUUUGGUUUUUUUAAUUUAUUUUAAUUAAAUCAACAUAAAGUCUACAGUCUGCAAGGGAUACAGUCCGUAAGCACACAUGAUUGUGCGUGCUGCUGCUCCACUAAUAGUACUAACCUUUAACACUUCAUUUGACUCAUUUUCAUUCAUUACUAGUUUCUAUGUAACUGUUUUUAUAUUGUUUUACUUUCUUUUUUAUUCAAGAAUUUUUUUUUAAUUUAUUUAUCUUAUCUUAUUUUUUAUU
Messenger RNA from Nerophis lumbriciformis (worm pipefish), 5521 nucleotides. NCBI's taxonomy places the organism in Eukaryota, Metazoa, Chordata, Actinopteri, Syngnathiformes, Syngnathidae. The record is from RefSeq and is a predicted model, not a curated record.